AUGACCACACCACACUACCCAACAACAGCCACGACCACACCAGCAUUGAACGGAAGCGACCACCGCCAGCGAGGUGGCACCACGACAAUCCACGAGCGCCCACGACAACGUGGCCGAUCCACGGGCGCCGCCAUCAACCAGGGCCCACCACAACCACCACACCAGCCAGCCACGAACGACACACCACGCGCCCACCAGCAUCAUCAACAUGACACCGAUGCAACGUGGCAGCGAAACGACGUGGGAACGAGGUGGCAAAAAGACGACGACGACGCGACGUGGGUACGAGGCGACAACGCAAUGACGACAACGCGACAACGACAACGCGACAUGGGUACGACGGCAACGCGACGUGGUGUUGCCGCGGCUUUGGCUUUUAGCUGGUUCAAGUCACAGCUGAGCUGA
Laccaria bicolor S238N-H82 is the source of this 405-nucleotide messenger RNA. RefSeq lists its product as uncharacterized. Bases 1 to 405 code for a protein of 134 amino acids. NCBI's taxonomy places the organism in Eukaryota, Fungi, Basidiomycota, Agaricomycetes, Agaricales, Hydnangiaceae. The record is from RefSeq and is a predicted model, not a curated record. The transcript is spliced from 2 exons.